AUGGACCAGGUCAAGGAAAUCAGCGAGAUCCCCCAGAAGUUUCUCAAGGAGGGAAGCCAGUUUAUGAACAGAUGUACAAAGCCGGAUCAAAAGGAAUUUAUUCAGAUCUGUCGAGCGGUUGCCAUCGGUUUCGCCAUCAUGGGAUUCAUUGGAUACUUUGUCAAACUGGUCCGUCUCCUCUGA
Messenger RNA from Puccinia triticina, 183 nucleotides. RefSeq lists its product as uncharacterized. The coding region runs from base 1 to 183 and encodes 60 amino acids. Lineage: Eukaryota; Fungi; Basidiomycota; Pucciniomycetes; Pucciniales; Pucciniaceae. The transcript is spliced from 3 exons. Gene Ontology annotation, molecular function: transmembrane protein transporter activity. The record is from RefSeq and is a predicted model, not a curated record. Gene Ontology annotation, biological process: protein targeting; post-translational protein targeting to membrane, translocation. Gene Ontology annotation, cellular component: membrane; Ssh1 translocon complex.